AUGGCUCCUCCGUGGAGCCCGGGGCGCCUCGCCGCCAGCGGGUUGCUGAUGCUCACGCCGUGGAUGUCUACAGUUACUGCUGAGCCGACAGCGGCGGAUUAUUUUGUCCAUUCACUACCGGGAGCGCCGGAGCCGCUGGUCAAGAUGCAUGCUGGACACGUCGAAAUCACCCCGGAACACAACGGAAACCUCUUCUUCUGGCACUUCGAAAACCAGCACAUUGCCAACAAGCAACGGACUGUCAUUUGGCUCAAUGGCGGCCCUGGAUGUAGCUCCGAGGACGGUGUCAUGAUGGAGAUUGGCCCCUACCGAAUGAAGGACGCCGACACGCUCCAGUACAACAAUGGGUCUUGGAACGAAUAUGCCAACCUACUUUUCGUUGACAAUCCGGUCGGAACUGGGUACAGUUACGUCGAUACGAAUAGCUACAUCCACGAGCUUGAUGAGAUGGCCGACCAGUUCGUUCUUUUCCUGGAGAAGUGGUACACGCUUUUCCCUCAGUACGAGAACGAUGACAUUUACAUUGCUGGCGAGUCGUAUGCCGGACAGCACAUUCCCUACAUUGCCAAGGCCAUGCUCGCCCGCAACAAGAAACCUGGCACCAAGCACGUUUGGAACCUGAAGGGCGUCUUGAUUGGGAACGGAUGGAUCUCUCCAGUUGAACAAUACGAUUCCUACUUGGCUUUUGGUUACGAAAAAGGCAUCAUCAAAAAGGGGUCCGAUGUUUCCAAGCAGCUUGAAUCGCAGUACCGUACGUGCCAGAAGGAGAUGGCAUCGUUCGGGUCCAAAGAGGUCGACAACGCUGCAUGCGAAUCCGUGCUUCAGGAGAUGCUCCGGUUAACCCAAACCAUGGGUCCGGACGGAAAAAAACAGUGUAUCAACAUGUACGAUGUCCGGCUCACGGAUGAAUACCCGAGCUGUGGAAUGAAUUGGCCGCCAGAUUUGAAAUACGUCACGCCUUAUUUGCGGAAAGCCGAGGUGACCGAGGCCUUGCACAUCAGCUCCAACAAGAACACCGGCUGGACUGAAUGUAAUGGCGCAGUUGGUGCAGCAUUCCGAGCCUCGAACUCGGCCCCUUCCAUCGACUUUCUACCCGAUCUGCUGAGCGAGAUUGACGUUCUUCUCUUCUCUGGAGCCGAAGACCUCAUCUGUAACCAUCUCGGCACAGAAGCGCUCAUCAGCAACAUGAACUGGAAUGGCGGCAAGGGGUUUGAGGUUUCCCCUGGCAACUGGGCGCCUCGUCGCGACUGGACUUUCGAGGGAGAGGCAGCCGGUUUCUGGCAGGAGGCUCGCAACUUGACUUACGUCUUGUUCUACAAUUCGUCUCACAUGGUUCCUUUCGACUAUGCCCGCCGAACACGUGAUAUGCUGGACCGGUUCGUAAAGGUUGAUAUUAGUAGCAUCGGGGGUGUUGCCUCGGAGAGUAUGUUGGAUGGCGAGAAACUGCCAGAUACCACUGUCAGCGGGGCCACCAAUAACACUGCAACGGACCAGGCAGUCAAGGACAAGGAGCUCGAGGAAGCAAAGUGGUUUGCUUAUCGGAAAUCUGGUGAAAUGGUUCUGGCCAUUGUGAUUAUUGCGGCGGCCGUCUGGGGCUUCUUCGUCUGGAGAGGUCGCAGGCGCGUACAGGGAUACGAGGGCCUCGCCACUCUCGCCGAAAGGGCCCCUGGGCCGCAAGUGCGAAUGGGAAGGUUCCGCAACACGAGGUCCAACCGUGAUGUUGAGGCGGGCGAUUUCGAUGAAAGCGAGCGGGAGGAACUACACGUGACAACACCGACUGUGGACAACGAGAGAUACAGCGUUGGCGGUGACAGCGACGAUGAAGUCGUCACCGAGAAACCAAAAGCCGGACAGUCAAGCAGUAGUUAG
Pseudomassariella vexata is the source of this 1869-nucleotide messenger RNA. Its product is annotated as pheromone-processing carboxypeptidase KEX1. Gene Ontology annotation, biological process: proteolysis; apoptotic process. The coding region runs from base 1 to 1869 and encodes 622 amino acids. Gene Ontology annotation, molecular function: serine-type carboxypeptidase activity. The transcript is spliced from 3 exons. NCBI's taxonomy places the organism in Eukaryota, Fungi, Ascomycota, Sordariomycetes, Amphisphaeriales, Pseudomassariaceae. Gene Ontology annotation, cellular component: trans-Golgi network. The record is from RefSeq and is a predicted model, not a curated record.